AUGACAGCACCAUAUCAUCAACUCAGUCGCGUCUUCUUCCCUCUAUUCUUCUACCCUCACUCACCCAGCCUCUCUUUUACAAGAAAACGUCUCCAGCAACUGUCUUCUGGAGUCCAAUUUCCCAGGACGGUCCUUGCCCUGCAGAAGCAGAGUGAUUCUGCUCUAAAAUACAUGCCAAAGCAAUUAGGCACUUACGAACUAUGCCUGUUUCUUAACCUUACUUUUGCACUGUUGCGUACUCUAGCUUUCCCUUCCUUCUCAGGACAGGUUUCAUGCCAUUACUCACAUCAAAGCAUUCUGAUCAGUACAGGCAUGAAAAUCUGCUGCAUCUUUCCUUGUGGGAGCUUGAACUUUCACCUCACCUUAGGCUGGCUUAUGCUAAGAGCUACGUCCCUACUAAAGUACAGCUGGUCGUUUCGAAGCUUGGGCAGUCAGAGUAUCAAUUUGUGGGUUCAGAUUAUGAACAAUGUUUCGCUUUACAACCGCAGCCUAUCACCUCAGCUCGCCCGCUCGAGUUUAGUCGAGAAGGCCUUGUUUGGAAGGAAAGCGCCAACUUCGCUCGAACUUAUUCCCACGGUCGGUUAA
Molecule: messenger RNA, 585 nt
Organism: Protopolystoma xenopodis
Lineage: Eukaryota; Metazoa; Platyhelminthes; Monogenea; Polystomatidea; Polystomatidae
Source: the annotation of a GenBank genome assembly